This is a messenger RNA of Vanrija pseudolonga, 1494 nucleotides long. Its product is annotated as MFS transporter asaE. The transcript has 3 exons. Lineage: Eukaryota; Fungi; Basidiomycota; Tremellomycetes; Trichosporonales; Trichosporonaceae. The coding region runs from base 13 to 1494 and encodes 493 amino acids. Gene Ontology annotation, cellular component: membrane. The record is from RefSeq and is a predicted model, not a curated record. Gene Ontology annotation, molecular function: transmembrane transporter activity. Gene Ontology annotation, biological process: transmembrane transport.
CACUCGCACACAAUGUCCACUGCAACGUCUACUGCGUACCGGGACCGCUCUGCCCCGGCGGCGGUUGAAGAUAUCGAGCUCAAGGCUGCUGGCAGCGGCGCCGUCUCGCCGGCGCCGAGCCUCCACUCGGCUGGCUCGCGCGCCGCCUCGCCCUCACCGUCUGCCACGCCUACCGCUGGUGGGCUUGACGAGCGGGCGUUCAGAAUACGACAGAUUCUCAUUUGCCUCUCGUCCUUCACCCUCGUCUUCACGACCUGCGGCGCGGGCUUCUCGUUCGGCGUCUACCAAGAGCUCUACCAGUCCAUGUCGGUAGAGCCCAACACGCCGUUCACGGGCGCCAGCGUCGCGCAGAUCGACCUCAUCGGCACGCUCGGCGUGGCGUUCAUGACCAUCGUCUCGCCGUUCGCCAUCGCGUGGACCAAGCGCUUCUCGCCCCGCACAAUAGUGUACUGCGGCGGCCUGCUGUUUUUCCUCGCGUCGCUCGCCGCGUCCUUCUGCCAGUCGACAUGGCAGUUCAUGCUCACGCAGGGGUUCCUGACGGGCAUUGGUACCUCUUUCAGCUAUAUCCCGGCCGUGACGGUCGCGCCGACGUGGUACGGCGCGCGGCGCGGGCUUGCGCUCGGUAUCAUCACGUCCGGCUCGGGGUGGGGCGGGCUCGUGUGGGCGCCUGCGAUCGAGGCGAUGAACGCGCACGUCGGGUUCCGCAACACGCUGCGGAUAUCCGGAGCCGUUGGCGCGGCUCUUGUCUUCCUCAGCGGCGCCGUGGUCGACUGGGACCCGGUCAACAAGGCGCGCGUGCAGGCCGAGACGGACCGCCUCAAGUCCAAGUCGCGCUCGUGGAUCCACAGCCUGUUCGCUGUCCCGCUUGUCGACUGGAAGAUUGCGCGCACGCGCCAGUUUGUCGCCAACUUGUCUGCCAACGCAAUGCAGGCCGCCGCGUACUGCACCCCACUGUUCUUUUUCUCGGCGUAUGCCAAGACCUUGGGAUACUCGUCCAAGCAGGGCGCAAUGUUCAUCGCGGUCAACAACGUCGCCAGCGGCGUUGGCCGCAUCGGCAUUGGCGUCAUGGCUGAUCGAUUCGGCCACGCCAACAUGCUGUUGCUUUGCACGGCGAUUUCAGCCGUCGUCUCGGUCGGCCUCUGGCUCCCCUCGACCCUCACAGGCGUCACGCAUACCUCCAAGGGCCUGUUCAUCGCCUACUCGAUGCUGUAUGGCCCCACCGCGUCUGCGUACGUCUCGCUCUUCCCCCCCGUCGCAAUCGAAAUGUUUGGCCUGCACAACUUUGCGUCCGUCAACGGCUUCCUGUACAUGGUCCGCGGGCUCUUCAUCCUCACCGGCACGCCCAUCGCAGGCACGCUCCUCCCGCACGCUGCAGCCAGCAGCAUGGCGCUGCCAAAGCAGUACCUGGGCAUGACGGCAUUCGUCGCUGCGCUCCUGUUCGUUGCCACGGCAGGCGUACUCUGGGUCAGGCUGGAGGUGGUCAAAAAGGCCUAG